Molecule: messenger RNA, 3101 nt
Organism: Etheostoma spectabile (orangethroat darter)
Lineage: Eukaryota; Metazoa; Chordata; Actinopteri; Perciformes; Percidae
Product: equilibrative nucleoside transporter 1
Exons: 13
Coding region: 313-1653 (446 amino acids)
Biological process (GO): uridine transmembrane transport
Cellular component (GO): plasma membrane
Molecular function (GO): nucleoside transmembrane transporter activity
Source: RefSeq, a predicted model, not a curated record
CACACAUGCUUGGAAUGUAAAUGCAAAAGUAUGUAGGAAAGGUCUGAGGAGAAUAGGGAGUUUCAGGUAAAGGGAAGAGGAGGGAUGGUUACUGAGAUACAAAGAGGGGCAGGUCCAAUGGGCAGCCGACAGUGGGGUGUCGACCUACGUAACCUCUGUAUAGUAUAAAAAGAAGUAGAAGCAGGCAGAGCUUGUUUGGCCUCUGCUUUAGUUGUGGAGGAAAGAGGAGUCCUUUGUUCCUGUUUGAACUACCCGGUGCCACCCUGAUCAGACCCUAACUGAGCACGUGCCUCUGACUUUGUAACAAGAAACAUGACGGCCAUCAAUGCACCUCGGGACAAAUACAAUGCAGUAUGGAUCAUUUUUUUUAUCCUGGGCUUGGGAACCCUCUUACCGUGGAAUUUCUUCAUGACGGCAACAAUGUACUUCACAAGUAGGCUGAAGGACCUACCCACUGACCACUCCUCCAAUCCGAUGGUAAAUGAGACUUUGGAGGGCGGAGACGCUCGCAGUGUGCUGGAGUCAAAGUUUAACAACGUGAUGACGCUCUGUGCGAUGGUGCCUCUGCUCAUCUUUACCUGCCUCAACUCUUUCCUACACCAGAGGAUCCCUCAGAAGUUUCGUAUCUCUGGCAGCCUGGUGGUCAUCCUGGUUGUUUUCCUGUUGACGGCGGUGUUCGUCAAGGUGGAAAUGGCCCCGCUGCCCUUCUUCAUCAUCACUAUGAUCAAAAUUAUCUGCAUCAACUCGUUUGGGGCAAUUCUUCAGGGCAGUUUGUUCGGGCUGGCGGGGAUUCUGCCUGCCUCCUACACCACUCCCAUCAUGAGUGGACAGGGGCUGGCCGGCACCUUCGCUGCUUUCUCCAUGAUCUGCGCACUGGCCUCUGGAUCAGCCCUUCAGGACAGCGCUUUUGGUUACUUCAUCACAGCCUGUGUUGUUAUUCUCCUGGCCAUAAUGUCCUACCUCGUUCUGCCCAGGAUGGAGUUUUUCCAGUACCACAUGGAGAGUAAUGGAUCCAGACCCUCUGCCGAUGAGGAGAACAAGAUGGACUUACUCAAGAAAGAAAGUCCAGCAGAGAAGCGACCGGUGGUGAGUCUGAUGGAGGACGAGGCCAAACCCACCGUGUCUGUGUUAAACAUCUUCAAACAGAUAUGGGUGAUGGCUCUGUCAGUGUGCUUCAUCUUCACUGUCACCAUCGGAACAUUCCCAGCCGUGACAGUGGAUGUCGAGUCGACGGUAGCAAAUGGAGGCGCCUGGGAUACUUACUUCAUCCCUGUGUCCUGUUUCCUCCUCUUUAACUUGAUGGAUUGGGCUGGCAGGAGUCUGACGGCCGUCUGCUUGUGGCCGGGCAAAGACAGCAUGUGGCUUCCUGUCCUGGUUGGUCUGCGGAUCGUCUUCGUCCCUCUCUUCAUGCUGUGUAACGUCCAGCCCCGUUACUACCUCCCUUUGGUGUUUGGCCACGACGCCUGGUACAUCAUCUUCAUGAUCUUCUUCUCCUUCUCCAACGGAUACCUGGCCAGUCUCUGCAUGUGCUUCGGACCCAAGAAGGUCUCCCAGCAUGAGGCGGAGACGGCCGGGGCCAUCAUGGCCUUCUUCUUGUCCCUCGGCUUGGCGCUGGGCGCUGCAGUCUCAUUUGCUUUCCGGGCCCUGAUCUAAAAGAUCUCCAGUCAAACCAUCAGUAGAUGUAGACUUAGAUUAGACCACCCCGCCCUCAAACCCUCUCCCUGUCUGAACCCGUCAUGGGAGAGCCGUGCUUCUCUACAACAAUCUCCGACUGAGUGGAGACAGCACGGCAGAUUAGAAGACUAGAGGAUAUCCAGUCUUCUGAAGUGUACAGUAGAGACUUAUCUCAUAUACCGUAGCCAUCUCGGCAACAAUAUAAGCUGAAACAUGUUAACUGAAUAUUAGUUAUCUCGAUGCCAUUGAUCAAACGGGUUGCUUCUCUGAUGGAAUUGAAGAGUUCAUAGUGCAACUUAACAAGCAAAUAGAAACCAAAAGUGUAGAGAAUCCGUUGCAGUGGACUCGUUGUGACAGCAGAAACUCUUCAAGGUGUGUUUUAAGUUUCCCCGGAUCUCCCGAAUCUCGACCCCAGUGUUAAUGAAGAGGUCCCGUACACGCAGUAUCCUCGAGCCUCAUUCCUAUGUAUCCUAUCAAUGGCUUGUAAAGUUAUACAUUUCUUUAACUUUAGAAAUCCUAUGAAGUUAUGAUGGUGUGUGCAUAAAGUCUUAACAGAUUUUUAUUAAUGAGGCUCUUAGAUUCUGCUGUUCGGCUCAUCUAUAUAAACCUUUAAAUUUAACCCAUCAGUUUGUAAACUGAUUUUUUUUUAAAUUUAUUUAUAUGACUUCACUCUGGACAUGUGCAGCUUUUUAACUUUGAUCAAGCCAAAUACAUAAAAAAUGGGAAAAUUAUGAACUUUGAAGGGAGAUUACCAUUAUCCAUGUGCCUUGUGUAAACCGCUUCACUCCCUCGAUCUACUUGUCAAUUUGGGUCACUCGUAUUUGUAAACUUCCUCAUAACAAAUGAGUAAAUUCUCAAAGAAUGUAAGGCUGGACUAGAUCUUAAAGACCAUGUUUCAAUCAAUCUGCUGAAUAUUCGUUAUCUUAGAGAGUGGUGUUUGUUUUUAGUUAUAGUUGAAGUACCAGUGUGGGUCUGUUUGGUUUGUCUGAAAACACAGAGGUCACGUUUUCUGUCUCGAUUUUUCAGUCCACAUGUUGAAGUUUUCACUGUUACUGUGUCUUCCUGAUAAACAGAUUUUGCCACAAUGUAAUUUUGAACGCAGCAAAAAGAAAAUAUGCAGCCGUCAGUGACGUGAAAUGCACCAUUUGUGAGUGAGAUUGGGAAACUUUUUAAAUCUCAUUCUUUCGCCUUCAUGAGCCUGUGACAUUUCUCAUUUAAACAUGUUUUCAUAAGUUUUGUAUCCAAAUAGUUUUUAGUAUGUUUUUUUUUAAACUUUACGACUUGGCUCUCGCUGAGUUGGUGUUAUGAAUGAGGAGGUAAAACACCUUGUGCCGAUCAGUGUUAUAUUUUUUGUGGCAUUUUGGAUGCUUUUGUUGUCCAAAUAUUACUGAUAAUUCCAGCUGUAUAUCCUACCUGCCUGUUUUUUU